UAGUAAACGGUUCAAUUUCAAUUUGUCUAACGUUAGAAGAAAUUUAUAAAAAAUUUCGCAUUUCUUUUUGUUUCCUUUUAAGUUAAAACAAAUAAAUUAAACAACAAAUAUGGCUGAAACCGCCAACAGCACCCGUGUGGACUAUAUGGCCAUAAUUCAAAUGGUUAUUGAAUUUAUUGUUGUGAACAUAAAAUUCUGGUACAUCACAAUGGAAGCCUUCAUCAGAUCAUUCUUACACAAAGAGGAGACAAAUGUUAGCGGAGAAUUUGUGUUCAUUACUGGUGCCGGUCAUGGUAUUGGCAAACAAUUGGCUUUACAAUACUCCUCUCUGGGUGCUAAAGUUAUCUGCGUUGAUAUAAAUGAAAAGAAUAACAUGCAAACAGUUAAGGAAAUUAAACAGGCUGGCGGUAAUGCCUUUGCUUAUACUUGCAAUGUAACCAGUCGCGAAGAAAUCUUUGCCUUGUCUGAAAAAGUUAAACAAGAACAUGGUUUUGUUGGUAUUAUUGUAAAUAAUGCUGGUAUUAUGCCUUGCCAUCCAUUGUUGGAACAUACCGAACAAGAAAUCAGACUGAUGUAUGAUGUCAAUGUUAUGGCUCACUUUUGGAUUCUUCAAGCUUUCUUGCCCGAUAUGAUUGAACGUAAUCAAGGUCACAUUGUUGCUCUCUCCUCAUGCGCUGGUUUGUUCGGUUUACCCAAUUUGGUGCCAUACUGUGGUACUAAAUUCGCCGUACGUGGUUUUAUGCAAGCCAUGCAAGAAGAACUAUACAAACAAAAUCCUCAAACACAGAUCAAAUUUACUAGCAUCUAUCCAUAUAUGGUGGAUACUGGUUUGUGCAAGAAUCCUAAAUUCCGUUUCCCAUGGAUGAAAUUGGUAGAUCCUACAGAAGCUGCUGCCUCCAUUAUUCUGGCUCAACGCACCUGUUUGGAAGAGGCCAGUAUUCCCCGUUACUUUACAAGUAUUGAAAAGGUUGGUCGCUUUUUGCCACGCAAAGCCAUGCGUGUAGCCAACGAUUAUCUAGACGCUUAUGUAGAAUCUGACAAAAAAUAAGAUUUUUUUUUAGGAUUUUGUUAUAAUUUUAAAUAUUUAAUACCAAAAAACAAAACACAAAUUAAAACAAAAAUAGAUACUUAAAAAAUUAAAAUUAAAAAUAAAAUAAAUAAUUUUAUACUACUUUUAUAUUUAAAAGAAA
This is a messenger RNA of Calliphora vicina (urban bluebottle blowfly), 1190 nucleotides long. RefSeq names its product Lipid droplet subset dehydrogenase 1 (gene Ldsdh1). NCBI's taxonomy places the organism in Eukaryota, Metazoa, Arthropoda, Insecta, Diptera, Calliphoridae. The record is from RefSeq and is a predicted model, not a curated record. The transcript is spliced from 5 exons. Gene Ontology annotation, cellular component: lipid droplet. The coding region runs from base 110 to 1048 and encodes 312 amino acids. Gene Ontology annotation, molecular function: oxidoreductase activity, acting on the CH-OH group of donors, NAD or NADP as acceptor.